This is a messenger RNA of Closterium sp. NIES-65, 3483 nucleotides long. The record is from the annotation of a GenBank genome assembly. NCBI's taxonomy places the organism in Eukaryota, Viridiplantae, Streptophyta, Zygnematophyceae, Desmidiales, Closteriaceae.
AUGGACGCCUCUCGCGCCGCCGGUCCGCGCCAGCCGCCACCUUGCCGGUGCAGCGAGCGCACGUCCAGCCCCUCUGGGGCUGCCACGUGGGGGCAGCAGCUGCGGAGAUGGCUUGCUGACGUCAUAGUUACUCUGGCCUAUGAGCCGCCACUGCCGUCCUUGGCCGCCCGCAUUUCCCAGCGCGUUUCCCCGAACCCCCCCGCGCAUCCGCCGACGGCACACCCCGCGCGUUCUCAAUUGCCUCCUUCCGCUUCCCCCGGCGCUCCAGGGGGAAGCUCCGCCAGUGAUGAGAGUUGCGGGGAGGCGCAAGUCGCGAGGGGGGCGCUUCCGCGUCCGCGCGUGUGGCUUCCGCGCCCGCUGCGAGCGGUGGCGGUGGCGCUGCUGGCGGGGGGAGCUGCGGGGUACGGCGCAGCGAUGCGCGCGCGGUGGGAGAUGUACCAACGCGGAUGGCGGAAGCGAAGCAGGGUGGGGGUGGCGGUGAUAAGCGUGGGAAACAUCACCUGGGGAGGCAAUGGAAAGACGCCCAUGGUCGCCUCCACCGCUCUGCACCUCCUCUCACUCCUCAACACUGCCCCGCACUCACAACCGGCCUCACAACCUGCCAUCCCCCAUCCUCCCCUCCUCCCCGCCUCCGCACUACCUCUCACACCUUCUGAUAUGCCACCUUCAUCCCCUCUCGCUCCACUUCCCCCUCUUCCUUCCUUUAUCAUCCCCACAGGCUAUGCAGGGGGUGACGAGGCGCGCAUGCUGCAGCGCCAGCUCAGCGGCCACCCAGUUAUCAUUGCAGUGGGGCGGAAGCGUGCUGACGUGGCACGGCGAGUCAUUGGCCAGUUUGGGGCGUGGAGGGGAUGGGGGCAGGGAGCAGCGGAGGGGGGAAAGCAUGAGGGGAGGAAAGAAGAGGGGAGGAAAGAGGAGGUGGUGGGGCAUGGGGGGGUGGAUGGGGGUGGUGGUGCAGUGGGGCCUGUUGCUGCUGUGAUCAUGGACGAUGGCAUGCAGGUGUGCUCCAACAUCGGCAUGCUCUGCAUCAUUUUACAUGAUGACCCUUUCACGUGCUCUCCUCCCACGCCUGCCUCUCCUGCCGGCCCGGCCUCCCCGGCGUGCCAUGAGCCGCGGGGCACCACAGCCUUGAAAGGCGCCCAGGGCAGAGGGAACUCGCACCUGCUGCUGUGCCACAGGGAGGGGGGGGCUGGGGAAGGAGGAGGGGAGGAAGGGGAGGCAGGAGGCGGGGACAGGGUGGUGGCGUGUGCCAGCGUGGCGGGGCGUGAUGCCGUGUGUCUCUCCGCCAUUGGCUCGCCUGACGCCCUGCAAGCCACACUGCAGACGCAGCUGCACCUGAGGCGGGUGGUGAGCAUCGCCCUGCCCGACCACUCGCCCUUCUCCCUCCAGGAGGUGGGCGCAGUGCAGCAAGCCCUCGCCCUCCUCUCACGCACACCUGAUUCCAACUCGCCCUCACAUGAUGUGCAAGGCGCACACGCACACGUGAUGAAAGGAGAGGGUGGAGGCUGCGAGGGGGAUUCUGCGUGUGGGCGUGGGCCGUUAUUGAUACUGACAGAGAAGGAACACCAUACCCACGCAACUGACCUCCAAGUCUCGCGACACAAGCACCCCCCUUCUCCUUUCUUACCCACCUCACAAAAGCACAUGGCGUCGGCAUCCAGAGGGAGCAUUCUCUCCGAGCUAGGCAUAACGCCCACCACACUCAUCUCGCUCGUCUCGCCACUCCUCUCCAUCCCCUGCUGCCUGCUCCUCCGCGCCACCCCCUCCACCUCCGCGCGCCAUGCCAUCGGCGCGCUUACCGGACUGUUUCUCGCGCUCUCCGCUUUCGGUCCCACCAUCUGGGCGCACUAUGCUGUGCUCCUCACCUUCGCUUAUAGCGCAAUGUGCUUGUUUCGGAAACGAUGCGGGAUAAUCACUCUGCUCGGCACAUUCGCUUACCUCAUCGUAUGCCACGUGGUGUACGAUAGCGGCUCGGCGCGCAGGGAUCAGGGCAUCGACUUCGCCGGUACGCUUAUGAUGGUGACACUCAAGCUGACGUCAUGCGCCUUCGACUACCAGGACGGCCAAUACCUCUCCGACCCCGUCGCCGCCGAUUCCGCCGCGAGUGCCGCUGCUAAUGGGCGGCCCAUCCGCGGUGCGGACCGGCAUUUGUGCGACCUUCCUUCUCCGCUUGAAUUCAUGGGUUACAUGUUCUGCGGCGGGUUACAUCUCACAGGACCGUACUUCGAAAUGAAACGGUACCUCGAGUGGGCGAGGCACGAGGGUGUGUGGUCACGAUCCGCGCGAAAGGCGCCGUUCUUGGUGCCGCUUUUGACGGCGCUGGCAUGGGCCGUACCGUCGGGGCUGCUCCACCUGAUGCUUAAACCGCGUAUGAACGUCGGAAUUACCUCAGACCCCGCUCAGGUCUGGAGCGUUUCGUACGUGGCGCGAUGGGGGUACGCGAUCCUGGCGACGUACGCCGUACGUACGAAGAUCUACUACGUGUGGAUGGUGGCGGAGGGCAGCAUGGUCGCGAGCGGACUAGGUUUCAGCGGAUGGGUGCCGCAACGCGGAGCUGCCGCUUCUAACAGCAGCAGGGGAAGCAGCAGAGCGCGGGGAGAAAAAGCGGAGCUAAGGGGACGGCGCGGGGGACUGGCCGGACAGGCGGAUUGCGAGCCAGUGAGGGAGGUUUUCGGGGAGAGGUGUGUGAACGGUGGUGACGCGGACGUACCUGCACUGACGACUGCGGCGGUCACAGGAAGUGUGAUACUAUCGGAUAGUGAUGAAGACGAGAACAGCGCGCCUGUGAUUAGGGCGAGUGUGCGAAAGACGAGCAGCAAGUCCAGGCCGAGAGUGGCUUUGACCGCAGCAGUGCCGCAGCUGGAGCAGAUCGACUCGGACGAGGAGAGGGAGAGGGAGACGGGGGGGAAGAGGGGGAGUGGGGAGGAGCGGGAGGUGGAAGCUCAGGAGGCGAGCUGGAAGCGGGCGCGCAACAUUGACAUCGUGGGGGUGGAGGCGGUGACGGGCAUGCAUGGCUUCGCCAAGAACUGGAACGUGCGCACCGGCGAAUGGCUCCGCACCUACAUCUACGAGCGUGUGACGCCAGAGGGGCAGAAGCCAGGCGUGCUGCCACUGAUACUCACAGUCUGCACCAGCGCCGUCUGGCAUGGUGUGUACAUUGGCGACUUCUUCUUCGCCCUCAACAUGGCGUGGCUCAUCAUGGGUUCGCGCAUCAUCUACCGCUACCAGCGCACCAUCCCCGCCUCCUCCCGCCUCCUCUCCCUCACGGUCGCCAUGCUGCACUCCCUCUACUCCUUCCUCGGCGCCAACUACUCGGCGCAGGGUUUCAUUCUCCUCUCUGCUUCACAAACACUCGUGGCGUACAGCGGCAUGGGUUGGGUUGGCACGCUGUUGCCUCUCAUUCCUGUGGCACUGUCACAGUUGGGCAAGCUAAGGGGGGCCCGGAUCGCGGAAGUGGCAUCCACAAGACAUUCCAAAGUUCAGUAG